Molecule: messenger RNA, 2139 nt
Organism: Epinephelus moara (kelp grouper)
Lineage: Eukaryota; Metazoa; Chordata; Actinopteri; Perciformes; Serranidae
Product: BICD family-like cargo adapter 2
Exons: 3
Coding region: 927-1529 (200 amino acids)
Biological process (GO): vesicle transport along microtubule; Golgi to secretory granule transport
Source: RefSeq, a predicted model, not a curated record
UUUUUGUUCCUUGGAAGUCGAACAUAGUUUAAUUUAGAGGUUCUGUUAGUUCUCAUAGUGACAACAGAUCAUGUUAAAGUAGGAAUGAGUUUUUCCUUUGUGAUGAUUUUAAAAUAAGAUGCCGCAUGGUUUAAUGGUAGCAGGUUAGAUGGCAGAUGGUGACGUCAGAUUUACAGGCAGAAAUGACAGGGCAGACUCAGACUUCUGAGGGUUGCUAAAUGUGACCAAAAUCUGGUUUAUAUAGACAGAAUUUAGAGACAUGAUCCUGCUGUGACUGAAAAUAACAAUAUGUGACAGCUGCAUCUUUUCAAGCCUUAUUUGUGGCCAUAUUUGUUAAAGCAGCAGGUGGACAAGUGUGGUGUGUCUUGUCGAUUUGGUUAAAACUGAUUACUUUAGAGACUGUUUUAGGAACAAUCGAGACUUUGUUGUGUUUGUAGGAAAUAGUGGAGCACAAUGCCUCUGGAAUUUAGGGAGGGGAGCAGGACAAAGAUAAGCUGGUAUUUCGGUCAGAGUAACAAAAGCACCUGUCAGACAAAAGACCUCCUUAAAGGCCAUAUGAGAUUAGAUUACUAGAAAACAACGGCUCCUAUAUUCACACAUGCCAUCAUACAUGUCCUGGAUUUCACAUGUGUUUGGUGUGUUUUUUCAUGUGUGUUACUGAAGCUCUUUUGUCUCGCUCAGUGUUAUCUGUGAAGAAGAGGAAAAAAGGAUUUGAAUCAUACCAGCAGUGGGACCACUGGCACCAAAGUGAAGAACAAGUUUGGCAGACACACACUUUGGAUUACAAAAUAAACUCAUCACACCCCUCCAGACCAGACCAUCAAGAAGAAUUCCUGAUUUAAAAACCAGUCCACCUGCCGCCUGUGUGACUUUAAGUCCAAGACCUGGGACAAUGCUUCUCUGAGUGACGCCUGCAUCUAUCAGCAAUGUUCACCCCCAGGAAAGACAGUCUCCCGUCCCCUAGCUUGGAGGACUCCUUCUUCCCUCUCUCCUCGUCCUCCUCAGUGUCACUCUCCUUCGCUCUCCCGUCAUCCACAUCCUCUCUUGGUAGCAGUGACAGCGGAGGAGGGAUUGAGACAGAUCUGAUACUAGCGGCGGAGCUGGGACAGGCUUUACUGGAGAAGAAUGAGGAGCUGGCAGCCUCUCUGGAGCAGAGGGAGAGGGAGCUGGAGGCUGUACAGCAGGAGAAGCACGUCCUGCAGAGGAAGCUGGAGAUGAACGAACUAGCAUCUGGGCAGAGAGAGGCAGAGCUGACUGCAGAUUUAGCCGCCUUGAGGGCUGAGCUGGAGCGACAUCACAGCCAGGGCCGUGACCGGCGGAGGGACGAGAGUGAGCAGCUGACUCAGUUAGCCAAUCAUAACCAGCGCUUGGUGGAGCAGCUGGCAGAGGCUGUAACACUGGAACACACCUUGAGGACUGAGAUUCGUUCCCUCAGAGAGGAGAUGGAGGAAUCAUCUUUCAGCCGGAAUAUCAACUUCUCACAGCUAGACAACAUUCAGGCAGAGGUAUACCAACCAGUCACUUCUUAAUGUUCUGCACAAGCAAAUCAAUACCAAAAUAACUGGCUCAGUUUUAGUGUGAGAGUCAUAAACAUAUCCUGAAUGCUGCAGGAGAGCAGGUGAUGCACAUAAAGCAUUACAUUUCAAACAUGGCCAAACACUAUGAAAUUAUGAUACAACAUGAAAGUGAGGAGAGACGUUUUUAAGGGUGCUUUCACGCUUGGUUCUUUUCAUGCCUCUAAACGAGCAGUGACUCAGCAUUUUUUGUGCAUAUGUGAACAUCCCAAGAGAACUCAGACUGCUCUGAAGCAAAUCAAACUCAGACCAUGUCAGGCGGUAGUCUGAAACUGGUUUGUUUCAAGUCUGCAGUGAGGUUCACUUAACCCUCUUUGCAGUUGGUUUGUUUGUCUUUGUAGUUGUUUUGUGUGACUUUAUAGCUGUUUUGUGACUCUUUAGAGUUGGUUUGUGUAUCAUCGUAGUUGUUUUGUGUCUCUUUGUAGUUGUUUUGUGUCUCUAUGUAGUCGUUUGUUGAUCUUUGUAGUCAUUUUGUUUCUCUUUGUAGUUGUUUUGUGUCUUUGUAGUUGUUUUGUCUCUUUGUAGUCGCUUUGUGUCUCUAUGUAGUUGUUUGUUUCUCUUUGUA